Molecule: messenger RNA, 1005 nt
Organism: Mollisia scopiformis
Lineage: Eukaryota; Fungi; Ascomycota; Leotiomycetes; Helotiales; Mollisiaceae
Exons: 2
Coding region: 148-1005 (285 amino acids)
Source: RefSeq, a predicted model, not a curated record
CCUGGCUUCAAAAGUAGUUUCAAAGGCCUGACAGAUCUAGACUCCUAUUUCCCCUCGAUCCCAAACCCCGAACUUCUCUUUUCACUAUUCUUGUAUUUGCUUCCUUUCCUAUGUCUGUUUGAUCUUUCUUCAAUUUUCGAAAUUCAAAUGUCGAAAAUGUAUUUUCAAAUCCCCAUAAUCCUCUGGGGUCUCUCUCGUUUAGUAUCCGGCGUUGCAUUCAUUAAUCCCCCCGACGGAGCAACACAACAAGCACAAGACUACAGCUCAAACGCUGCUCACAAAGUCGGCUCUUCACUGAAGAUAGAAUGGUCUCUGCAGUCAGCAGAACAAGAUAAACCAUUGACCUUGGUAAUGUGGGAAGAUGUCGCAAACACCUACCCCGAAUAUAUUUCUCAGGACAUAGCAGCGAACACCACAACCUUUGACUGGACCGUAGCAACAAACAAAACUUUCUCCACGACACAAGCCUUUUUCUUCGAUCUUUAUUUCUCACCAGCAACUAUCUCGAGCGGAGUCAAUAACGAAGUAGCUAUAAGCCAUUACUUCAACAUCACAACUUCCGCUUCUUCUACAUCUUCCUCCACCUCCUCUACAUCCACUCCCACAUCAACCUCUACACCAUCAUCAUCCUCUUCAUCAUCCUCCUCCUCGAGCCUAAGCACUGGCGCAAAAAUUGGUAUCGGAGCCGGUAUCGGCGUUGUUGCGAUAGCAGCCCUAGCUGUAGCCUUCCUCAUCUUCAGACAUCGAAGACAAAAGAAGAAUGCGAACCUUGGAAUCGCAACAGAUGCUUUCCCAGCAGCCGAGAAAGCCCCGCCGGGGUACAAAGAGCAUCACGAUGAAGAAACCGGCUUUGUUGUGCCAGGAGGGGUAUCGGAAUUAGCGGGCGGUGGAUACAAACCUGUUGGUGUGGCGCCGGAAGGAGGAGCCUCGGAGUUGGAUGGGGAAGCGAAUGCGGGGCUUGAUAGGAGGGAGGGGAUUGAGGGGCGGUAUGAGAUGGGAGGUUGA